This is a messenger RNA of Protopterus annectens (West African lungfish), 711 nucleotides long. RefSeq lists its product as uncharacterized. The record is from RefSeq and is a predicted model, not a curated record. Lineage: Eukaryota; Metazoa; Chordata; Ceratodontiformes; Protopteridae. The coding region runs from base 1 to 711 and encodes 236 amino acids. The transcript has 2 exons.
AUGGUGACUACAAUGCUUGGCUUGAGUGCUUGUUCAGCGAGUGCCCACACUCUUUCAGAUCAGAACAUUGUCGGAGUGACAGAACAUGAUGGGGACUCUAGAAGGUACAUCUUACCACUGCCUGAGGUAGAGAGCUGGCGUAAACACCGCAUGGGUUUAACACAGACAGCCAGAUCAUGCAACCUGCUGGAACCAGAUACGCUCUCAGAGACUCUUGUCUCCAGAACAGCUAGUUAUGAUGUACUUUAUGAACUGCGAGCACAGGAGAUGGAAACAGCAUUUCCUUUUGAGGGUAGCAGCAUGUUUGAAGUUCCAACUGUGGGUCUUGGGCCUGAAUUUCCUGUUAGUCCGCACAUCAUUAAACGCAGAAGAGGUGGAUUGAUUGAACAGAGAGACAUUAUCAAAGCACAUGAGGCACACAAAAUGCAGAGCACUCCCCAGGCAAAGCGGAAAGAAUGGGACUACUGGGCUACAGCAUCUCACGUCUUCAUCUACUGGGCUACAGCAUCACACGUCUUCAGCUACUGGGCUACAGCAUCUCACGUCUUCAGCUACUGGGCUACAGCAUCUCACGUCUUCAGCUACUGGGCUACAGCAUCUCACGUCUUCAGCUACUGGGCUACAGCAUCUCAUGUCUUCAGCUACUGGGCAACAGCAUCACACGUCUUCAGCUACUGGGCUAUAGUUCCAGUCUUAACCAACUUGAUUUAG